AUGCCUAAAGUAGUUGACAAUACCAAGCAUACAGUUGAGAAAGUAAAAGUCAACAAUAAAAGUAGAAAGGCUAUAAUUGGCAUUAUCUACAUUGCUAUGUUGAUUGAUUACUUGUUGACUACGUGUGUUGGUAAGUAUUAUUAACUUUGUACUAUUGUCUUACUGUAGCAAGUUGUGUUACUGUAGUAAUUCUAUCGUUUUACUAUAAUGAAAGUUACUUUUACAACCUUAAACUCACAUCAGAUUGUAAGAUAAUGUUUAAAUUUAUCUUCAACUUUCAGUACCGAUUGUGCCAGACUUUCUGAUAAAGCUAUGGACAGCUGAUGGCACAUUACAUCUGAAAAGUAAUGGCACUGUUGAUUACUCUGAGAUCAGUAUACCUGUCGGUUUACUGUUUGGAUCAAAGUCUGUAGUCCAAAUCAUUUUCAAUUUUAUCGCUGGGCCGUUGACUAAUCAGUACGUCUUUUACUAUACUUAUGGUUUUGUAUGUCAACAAGUUAUAGUUGUUUUCAUUUAUAAUAUUAACUUUAGAAUAAUAUUUUCAGCAUAGGCUAUUCGGUUGUAAUGUUCUCGGGAUUUGCUUUAAUAGCCGCAUCAACCAUUACAUUUAUGUUGAGUAAGGCUUACUGGAUGUUGUUUGUCGCUCGUUCAGUUCAAGGUAUUGGCUCAGCUUUGACUGUGACUGCAGGUAUAAACCUUUUAAAAAUAUUUACUUUACUUAUAGCAUAUUAAUUGCUUGACCAAUAUCAAAGUAGUGAGUUAAUUGCUUGACCAAUAUCAGAAAUUUUAAAAAUAAUAGUAUGGUACUACUUGGUACCAAAUUUAAGAAUUUAAGUUAUUUUAUAAAAGUUUUAAAUUAGCUGUAAAAAUCUUUAAAAUGCUACUUUUUAGGCCUUGGACUAGCCGCCAAGAUGUACACAGAAGAAUCUGAACGUGGAAGAGCGAUUGGCGCCGUGCUUGGCGGUCUUGCAUUGGGAGGGGUAAUUGGACCAUCAUAUGGUGGGAUUCUCUACGAAUAUGGUGGUAUUAUGCUUCCGCUCGGUAUUUUGGCAGUUUUGGCUAUGAUUGAUGGAUGUAAGUACUGUAACAUAAACAAGUACUGUAACACAAUUGUAAAUUUUUAUAAUUUCAUUUUAUUAGCUUUAAGAUGUUACAGUAAAUCGUAAAUUCUAAAUAUUUAUUUACUUUUUUAACUUUAUUGGUUUUUUGAAAUAUAUUUUGAUUACAGUACUACAAGCAAUAGUACUCCGACCAAAACUAGAGAAAGAAGAAGUCAAAGGAACCAAGAUUGGUACUCUCAUGACAGACCCAUACAUACUAAUAACGUCUGGUGCCAUUUUCAUCAGCAACCUCGGUAUCUCAGUCCUACAACCCACCUUGCCUUUGUGGAUGAUACGACAAUGGAACUCGUCUUCAGCUCAACAAGGCAUGAUCUUCUUUCCAUGUACUUUUGGGUACCUAAUCAACUCUCAGAUCUUUGGUUCAUUAGCUCACAAGUUUGGUCGCUGGCGCAGUUCUAUCGCUGGGCUGGGACUAAUUGCUGCAGCUGGUACUAUAAUACCGUUUUGUCCCAAUAUCUACUUUUUGAUUGUGCCUGUAGCGAUAACUGGGCUGGGUAUUGGAAUUGUGGAUUCUACUAUGUUUCCAAUGUUGGGGACGAUCGUGGACAAACGACAUUCUCAGGCUUAUGGGUCAGUGUUUGGCAUUGGAGACUCGGCUGUUUGUUUGGCUUUCGCUGUUGGACCCUUCUUGGCUGGACCACUGGUUAGGAUUAUUGGGUUUAAGUAGUAAGUAUUGGAGUAUUUUGGAUGGGUUUUAGAAUUGGAACAUUAUUAUUGUUCUACUCGUCAACUUUUUAAGUUUUUGAAAAUUAAAAUUAUUGUACUAUAAUGUUAUUUUAGCACGAUCUGGUGUAUGGCAGCCUCUAACCUUCUCUAUGCUCCAAUUUUGUUUCUACUGCAAAAGAUAGAGACAACAAAGAAGGAAGAGGUCGUAGAGAGACAGACAACCUUUACUAUUGACAACAAAAGAUUCUCCGAGAUUGGGAAUCCGAGUAAUCAAUCUUUGAACUCUUUGUCCUUUAACUAA
Molecule: messenger RNA, 2088 nt
Organism: Bursaphelenchus okinawaensis
Lineage: Eukaryota; Metazoa; Nematoda; Chromadorea; Rhabditida; Aphelenchoididae
Source: the annotation of a GenBank genome assembly